AUGACCGCGCCCAAGGCGCGCGAGGAGGCCACGGACGCGCUUCUGAAGGCGCACGACGCGGUCGUGGAGCGUCGCCGGGACGUGGCCGGCGUCGGCGCGAGCGGCGAAGACGAAGACGCGGCGUCGGGCGGGAGGAAAACGUCCCGGGCGGACGGCGGCGGCGGCGGCGGCGGCGCGGGAUCGUUCGAGGUGACGUUCACGUCCGACCCGAGCGCGUACCGCGUGUUCGAUAAGCACGUGCGCGAAGGGUGCGACGGCGGCGGACGCCUGGAGGUCGUCACGAUGGCGGUGAUGGAGGGCGGCGCGAGCGGCGCCGCGGCGUCGUUCGGGGCGUUGGACGCGUCGGCGUCGGCGUCGGCGUCGCGCGCGGGCGGCGGCGGCGGGGACGCGGACGCGGACGCGGGCGCGGGCGCGUUCGCGACGGGCGCCGUCUCGAGCGCGCUGGAAGCGGCGGCCGGCCACGGCCACGGCCACGGUCAGGGCCAGGGCCAGGGCCCGCCGCGGUCCGCGCGCCCCGUCGCGCCGCGUCGCAGGGACGACGGCGCGGGACUCGGCGCGGACGCCCCCGCGGCGGGGACGACGACGCUGUACGCGAAGGGCGCCAUCGCGGGGUUGCCGGACGAGCACGAGAGCAGACGCGCGCGGUUCGCGCCCCUCGACGACAUCCAGCCCGGGUGGCGCGUGGAGCUUCGACAGAAGCCCGGGUCGUCGAUCGUGGACGCGGUGUUCUUCUCGCCGGAGGAUGUCGGGUACAAGAGCUUCGCGGACGCGCGUAGGGAAGCGCUGCGGUCGAGCAAACACGGGAACUAA
Micromonas pusilla CCMP1545 is the source of this 810-nucleotide messenger RNA. RefSeq lists its product as uncharacterized. The record is from RefSeq and is a predicted model, not a curated record. The transcript has a single exon. Bases 1 to 810 code for a protein of 269 amino acids. Lineage: Eukaryota; Viridiplantae; Chlorophyta; Mamiellophyceae; Mamiellales; Mamiellaceae.